CGGCGCCGUACGCGGCCGGAUCCAAUGCGGCGGCUGCUGGUGGUGGUGGUGGUGGUGUAGUGCGGGGGGCGGCGGGGCUGAUCUGAGGCUGCGGCGUCGUCGUCGUCGAGGAGGAGGAGGAGGAGGAGGAGGAGGAGUGGAAGGGGAUGUCGUCCGCGCCGGCGGCGGGCGGGGCGUUCGACCGGUACCAGCGGGCGGGCGCGCCGGCGGCGGCCGGCGGAAACACGGUUUUCAAGAGUGGGCCUCUCUUCAUUUCAUCAAAAGGACUUGGGUGGAAAUCAUGGAAAAAGCGGUGGUUCAUCCUCACACGAACAUCAUUGGUUUUCUUCAAGAGUGAUCCAAGUACCUUGCCCCAGAGAGGUGGUGAAGUGAAUGUUACUCUGGGAGGAAUUGACUUGAAUAAUUCUGGGAGUGUGGUAGUCAGAGAAGACAAAAAGUUAUUGACUGUACUUUUCCCAGAUGGUCGUGAUGGCCGUGCAUUCACCCUCAAGGCAGAAACUUCUGAAGAUUUAUUUGAGUGGAAAACAGCAUUAGAAGAGGCUCUUGCACAGGCUCCUAAUGCAGCUCUUGUGAUGGGACAUAAUGGGAUCUUUCGUAAUGAAACGACUGACACAUAUGAUGGAACUAUUCCAAAUUGGAGAGAGAAGAGGCCAAUCAAGUCGUUAGUUGUUGGCAGGCCAAUUCUGCUUGCACUUGAGGAUAUUGACGGAAGCCCUUCUUUUCUAGAAAAAGCUCUGCGCUUUCUUGAGAAAUAUGGGAUAAAGGUGGAAGGAAUCCUACGACAGGCUGCAGAUGUAGAGGAGGUUGACAGGAGAUUGCAGGAAUAUGAGCAAGGAAGGACGGAGUUUGCACCAGAUGAAGAUUCUCAUAUUGUUGGUGAUUGUGUAAAGCAUGUUCUCCGAGAGCUACCAUCCUCUCCAGUUCCUGCUUCUUGCUGUACAGCAUUAUUGGAAGCUUUUCGGCUGGAGACUAAGGAUGCUCGGGUAAAUGCUAUGCGCUCAGCUAUAGCUGAGACAUUUCCAGAGCCUAAUAGGCGUUUGCUACAGAGAAUUUUGAAAAUGAUGUAUACUGUCGCUUCUCAUACUUCUGAGAACCGAAUGACAGCAUCAGCAGUUGCUGCCUGCAUGGCUCCUCUGUUAUUGCGUCCACUUCUUGCUGGUGAAUGUGAGAUGGAUGAGGUAUUUGACAUGGAUGGCGAUGAUUCUGCACAGCUUCUUGCUGCUGCAAAUGCUGCUAAUAGUGCUCAAGGCAUUGUCACAACUCUCUUAGAGGAAUACGAGAGUAUAUUUGAUGGUGAACACAAUCUUAGAUGCUCACUGUCGCCAGAGUCUCAAAUUGAAGAUAGUGGUAGUGAGGCAUCAACGGAUGAUGUAAAUUUGGAUGUCAAGGGUAAUGGAUUUCAUGAUGCUGAAAAUGACGUAGAUCAGGAAAUGGAGGAUGACAAUGGCGCAGAACGAAUACUUAGUGGAAAACUGAGUGAGAGCAGUGGAUAUGCUGGCAGUGACCUGUAUGACUACAAGGUUGUUCAUGCUGAUGAUUCAGAUGCUGAACGCUCUGAAGAUACUAAGUUAGUUGAAGCAAAUAUUGAUUUAAGCAAAGGUCCAAAAAGUCAUCCAACGGAAAAUGGUUCAGCAUAUAUGGAAACAUUGCUGAGUGAAAAGAAUCCUUCUAACCCAAUAUCUAGCCAUGAGGCUCCAUUAUCUAUGGGAGAAAUACUUUCUUCCUUGGAUCCUGGAAUAUCUUUGCCUAAUCACAGCAGUGAAUAUUCUGUAGAAAGCAGACAGCUAGCCAAAGUCAAUGAAUCUCACCCGCAUGUGAAACGCAGUAACUUUUGGGGGAGGAAUACUGCAAGAAAGAGCCAACAUUCAGAAUCAGUUGACUCAUCUGGUGAAGAAGAGCUUUCUAUUCAAAGGCUCGAAAUCGCAAAGAAUGAUCUGCAGAACAGAAUUGCCAAAGAGGCUAGGGGUAAUGCAAUUCUACAGGCAAGUUUGGAAAGAAGGAAACAAGCACUGCAUGAACGCCGUUUGGCCCUGGAACAGGAUGUGUCCAGGUUGCAAGAGCAACUACAGGCAGAGAGAGAUCUUAGAGCUGCAUUGGAGGUUGGGUUGAGCAUGUCUUCCAGUCAGUUUUCAAGUUCACGUGCUAUGGACACAAAGACGAGAGCAGAGCUUGAGGAGAUUGCACUUGCUGAAGCUGAUGUUGCAAGGUUGAAGCAAAAGGUUGCAGAGCUGCACCUCCAACUCAACCAACAGCGCCAACACCAGUAUGGCCCAACAGUAGAUGGAAACGAUCGUUACCACCGUAUUCCUGGCCAUUUUUCGCAGCAGAACUUUGUUCAGCCAGGAUUUGACAUGAACCUUGCCUUUUGCAACCAAGAGAAGCAGAGGAAUGAGGAGAGCUCGCUGGACACAUCACAAUGGAGAAAUAUCAAGCAGCAUGUGCUACCUUAUGGUUCUUCAAGACCACUCACCCGCAAGCUCUCUAUGGAUGCAUCUUCAAGUGAUUCAAGAGGAGUGGAGGCAUCGACGAGCAUGCCAACAGAGAACACUGCUAUGGCUAUCAAUGCCCCAAAGUUUACUGAGGGUGUUGAAUACGGGAGGCAGCCAAUGGUGGCGUCCUCCACUUUGGUAGAACUGACAACUAGGCUAGACUUCUUCAAAGAGCGGAGGUCACAACUGAUGGAGCAACUCCAUAGUCUCGAUUUAGGACAUGGAUCUGCUUCUCAGGGUUUUUCAUUCAACAAGCCACCCUCCCCUUGGGACAGUCCAAGGUAGGAUGCUCAUUCAGUUCCAUGAUUGUAUAUUCUUGGUAGAUAAUCUGUCCCGUCCAUGUUAAUCAUUUGUAGAAAUUGCUGUUGAGAAUGUAAAUUUAUUUUUGUUCUCCAAUAUGGUUUUUAUCGUAUCGCUUUGCACGAGCUAGCAACUUGAGUGUGAUGUUAUAGUCUCUUAUAUGUAAUGUGUCAAGGGGGUGCCAUUGAAACAAUUUUUCAAGCGUUAUCACAGUAUAUAUAUCUGUAUUUUUUGUGUGGCAGUUCAAAUGAAUAGAGUGACUUGUUUAAUGGUCGUUUGGUUUA
Oryza brachyantha (malo sina) is the source of this 3073-nucleotide messenger RNA. RefSeq names its product rho GTPase-activating protein 7-like. Gene Ontology annotation, biological process: signal transduction. Lineage: Eukaryota; Viridiplantae; Streptophyta; Magnoliopsida; Poales; Poaceae. Bases 147 to 2774 code for a protein of 875 amino acids. The record is from RefSeq and is a predicted model, not a curated record. The transcript is spliced from 22 exons.